Messenger RNA from Aricia agestis (brown argus), 1553 nucleotides. Its product is annotated as juvenile hormone epoxide hydrolase-like. The record is from RefSeq and is a predicted model, not a curated record. Bases 112 to 1506 code for a protein of 464 amino acids. Gene Ontology annotation, biological process: epoxide metabolic process. NCBI's taxonomy places the organism in Eukaryota, Metazoa, Arthropoda, Insecta, Lepidoptera, Lycaenidae. The transcript is spliced from 8 exons. Gene Ontology annotation, molecular function: epoxide hydrolase activity.
GCAGCACGGACCCUGUGCUUGUCGGCUGCCGGUGCUCUACCAAUAUAACGGUGAUAAAAUAUACACUAUUAUAGUUACCGCGGUUACAUUACAUGUGAAAUAUAAUAUACCAUGUGUUCUAAGAUGCUGCUAGCAGUUGCAAUAGUGGUUAUUAGUAUAGCAGUAUGGCUAUGGAUGAAGUCUUCGACGUCAAAACCACCACCGAAGUUGGACCAGAACGAGUGGUGGGGACCAAACGAGCUGAAGGCUAAACAGGAUACCAGCAUCCGACCUUUCAAAGUCAAGUUUAGCGAAGAGAUGAUAAAAAACCUGCGGUUCCGUCUCAAGAACCACCGGACUAUCCCACCACCGCUGGAGGGCGCUGGGUUCCGCUACGGCUUCAACAGCGAGCAGCUGGCCACCUGGACGAGCUAUUGGGCUGACGAGUACAACUUCUCCGAGAGGGAGGCCUUCUUCAAUCAAUUUCCUCAGUUCCAGACCAACAUCCAGGGGCUGGAUAUACACUUCAUCAGGGUUAAGCCUGAGCAGGUGCCAGCUGGUGUGACGGUAAUCCCCCUGCUGCUGAUGCACGGCUGGCCGGGGUCAGUUCGCGAGUUCUACGAGACUAUCCCCCUACUGACGAAGCAACGCCCAGGUUACGACUUCGCGUUUGAGGUGAUCGUGCCGAGUCUACCUGGAUAUGGAUUCUCUGAUGCAGCCGUGCGACCUGGUUGCGGCCCGGCCCAGACGGGCGUGAUCUUCCAUAACCUGAUGAACAGGCUUGGAUUCAAGAAGUACUACAUCCAGGGUGGAGACUGGGGUUCCGUGGUUGCUUCCAUGAUGGUCGUCAUGUAUCCUGAGGCUAUACUCGGCCAUCACUCCAAUUUUAUGGUUGCCCAGAACGGUCCCGCUUUCUUGAGGAUGUUCAUCGGAGCUUACUUUCCGUCCCUGAUCGUGGAGCCGCACCUGGCCAGCCGCUUGUACCCGCUGUCCAACUUAUUUUGCUACAUCAUGGAGGAGUUCGGAUACUUCCACUUGCAGGCAACCAAACCUGACUCUGUUGGUACGGCUCUCUCAGAUUCACCAGUGGGUCUCCUGGCUUAUAUCUUGGAAAAGUUCUCCACGUGGACUGUUCUGGACAACCGCAACCUGCCGGACGGUGGUCUCAGCACCCACUUCACCAAGGACCAGCUGAUAGACAACCUGAUGAUGUACUGGGCCACCAAUUCCAUCACCACCUCCAUGCGCAUGUACGCCGAGGCCAUGAGCAGUAAUCAGAGGAAAAUUGGUUUUGACAAGAUGACCUCCACAGUGCCGGCGUGGGCACUUCAAGCUAAGUACGAAUUGUUCUACCAACCGGCGAAUGUACUCAAGACGAAAUACCCCCACCUUCUCGGUACCACCGUCUUGGAUGAUGGAGGCCACUUCCUCGCCUUCGAGAAGCCGAGGGAGAUGGCUGACGACGUCUUCAAAGCGGUGAACGAGUUUAGGAAGUACCACGCAACUAACGGAAGAACGGAAUUGUAGUUUUCCAUUAUGAGAUUUUUUAUUGUAUUAUAUUAAUAUUAUUACGA